Mya arenaria is the source of this 5514-nucleotide messenger RNA. RefSeq names its product BTB/POZ domain-containing protein 2-like. Bases 79 to 1404 code for a protein of 441 amino acids. The transcript is spliced from 4 exons. Gene Ontology annotation, molecular function: protein binding. Gene Ontology annotation, cellular component: cytosol. Gene Ontology annotation, biological process: neurogenesis. The record is from RefSeq and is a predicted model, not a curated record. Lineage: Eukaryota; Metazoa; Mollusca; Bivalvia; Myida; Myidae.
UAUUGCUAUAUAUUGGCGAACAUGAUGGGUUUAUCCAUCAGUCGACGAGCGCUUCAUGACUAAGAUUCUCUAUCAAGAAUGGCGGAAGGGAGGCAGACUAACGACUGGCAGUCGCAGAUGCCCACCAUCUCGGAAUGUAACAAGUACAUGUGGGAACAUAAGCUUGCAUGUGACAUCACUUUCCUUGUUGGUAUUACCAGGACAAAAAUUCAGGCCCAUAAGUAUGUGCUGAUGGCGCGGAGUUCUGUUUUCUUCGCUAUGUUUGCUGGUCUGCUUGCGGACAAUAAAGAGAAAGUCGAAAUACCAGACAUCGAGGAGGAAACAUUCAACACAUUUAUGAAGCACAUGUAUUGUGACGAGGUCAAUCUGACUGGAGAUACUGUGCUGCCACUGCUUUACUGCGCUAAGAAGUACAACGUCCAGAACCUCAUCAGCAACUGCCUAAAUGUUCUAAAGAAAAACAUGAGCACCGCUAACAUCUGUGUCAUCAUGGAAAGUGCACACACAUUUGUUGAUGAGGAGCUCUUUAAAAGGUGCCUCAAGAAAAUACUCUUAGAACCUAUUCCAGUCUUCAACGAGGAUUCAAUAUCAGAGCUGUGUACAGAAUGUCUUAUCAAAAUCAUUCAGGACAAUUCCUUACCAGCGAAAGAAGAACAGGUUUUUGAAGCUGUUCUAAGGUAUGCUAAGAACAAAUGUAAAAGUCUUGGUAAACAACUAGUGCCGGAAAAUUUGAGACAAGUUCUCGGUGAUGCUAUUAAAUAUGUUCGAUUCCCUGUGAUGUCAUCAGAAUUCUUUUCUGACGUUGUUGAACCAUCUGGAAUCCUCACUGACCAUGAAUCAUUGAAGCUGUACAGAUACUUUGCCAGGAACAAGCAAGGAGACUGUGGUGGAUUCGAUAGAAGGGAGAGAAAAUACCUUUUUUCCGUAAAAAGGUUUGGCAAAAUCGACUCUGGAUUCAGCUACAAGCGCAAGAACGUUGACGCCAUUAGUUUUGAAUGUUCAGAGGACAUAUCCUUGAAGGGUAUUUUUAUCUACGGGACGGACCAGGGUCCUGGAGAUUUAGGACUGAAUGUAAGGUUGGUGCAGGAGCCCUAUGGGGCAAAUCUGACAAAUAAACAAGCCCCACUUGAGUGUGACGGCAAACAGAAAGAAUACAGCUUCAUGUUCGACGAACCACAAACUAUCAAAAAAGGCAAGAAGUAUACUGUUGCUGUCACCAUUGAAGGACCAACAACGUUUUUUGGCAAUGAAGGUGUGGAAGAAGUUAUGACUGAGAGAGUUAAGUUUACAUUCAGCAGGUCUGCCAAGAGCACAAAUACCACAUGUCCAGAGUGGGGCCAGAUUCCAGGACUUAUAUUCGAGUUGCCUUCAGCAAACACCGACAUUGAGCCAAUGGAGACAUAAAGCUUGACCUAUUCAGUAAAUCAUUUUGCUGUGUCCGGGAUUCAGCUGGAUGCAUUAUAUUAGUGUUGUUUAUUCCGGCCCAUUUUCUGGGCCAAAAUUGGGCCACAUUCCUCUCCCCAAAAAGUGUAUGUUCCCCUGCCAAGGGAGAAAUAUCCCCUUUUAAGUAGCAAUGACCUCUAGGUUUAGCUAUUGUUACAAUAUAGUGCCAUUCAUGAACAUUACCAUAGGCUUGUCAAAUAAGGUUUGCAAACAAGUUUUAUAAAUCAUGUUAGUAUUAUUCCCUUUUUUACCAAAACUAAGUUAUAUUUCCCUCAUCAAGAGUCAAUGGUGAAGGUUGAAAUAAUCCUUGGGCAGUUCGCAGACUGUAUCAUGACCAUGCAUUUAAGGAUUUUCAAAAAACUUGCCAUGUAGUUUAACCAUGACAAGGUGGUGCUUCAAGCAAGAGACCCAAAUCUGUACCUCAAAGGUUAAAGUCACCCUUAGAGGGCAAAGGUUGAAAUGAUCCUUGUCGGGCUUAAACUUGACCAUGUGUUAUAGGAUUUUCAAAAAACUUGCCAUGAAGGUUCACCAUGAUGAGGUGGCGUGUCCCGCACAAGUCCCGGGUCUGUACCUCAAAAAUCAAUGUCAUGCUUAGAGGCCAUGGUUGAAAUAUGUCUUAGUCAAAGGUUCUUUCUACGGGCUCAACCUAUCGCCUGUUGGUGUGUAGUCUUGUUUUAUCCGGAAUUUUAGAUCCCCUGCAAAAACUGGAAGCAACUUAAUUUUACUUAUGCGGCUGUGAGAUUUUAUACAUUACUGUGCACAUAACAUGUUGUAAAUUUUUGAUUUUGUAAACUAAUACCAGCUGUGCAAUUACCAGUACCUUUAAACGGGUGUACAUAAUACUUCCAAUGGUUAUUAAUGUUCAUGAUGAUCUUUGUAUAUGGGUGCUUUUCAAAAUAAUGAGGCUUUUUCUUUUAUCUCUCCUAACUUUUAUUCCUUUCACUUUUGGAAAGUGUUUUCAGGCACAUUAUGGACCAAUCAAUGCUGUUAAGAAAAUUGUUGAGUUUCAAAUGGAUGGUUCAAUCAGCAAAAUAGUUGUGUAAGAAUAUGUUGCUCAAUUUGUCCCCUGUGCACUCAAAAAAGUGUGACAUUUUACAUGAAGACCUUUAUUUAAAUGUGUUUUAUUUUUUGAAACUGAAUGAUAUAGUAUUUUGGUAUUGUUUUUUAUGUAACUGAACCCUUUCUCAUUUUAAAAAACAUACUUCAAAUAAAAAAAUAUGUAUAAACUUAACCAAAUUUUAAUGUCAUAUGACGGACCCCCAUUCAUUUAAAAAUGAAGAUAGAAUAUUCAACUCACAUUGAGAACACUACCAUUCCAUUUAGGCACUAUUUAUAUUUAAAUACUAUGUUAUUUUAAUAACUUUAACCUGUCAGCUUUAUAUAAAUAACAUAGUUUUAUUAUUUCAUGCAUUGUUUUGUCCGUAACUCAGAUGCAUGUCUUAUUACUCCAAAAUGUCCCCUGUGCACCUUUUCGGUUGUUAGUUGUCAGAUUUCUAUAAUUUCUUCAAUGAAAUGAUAUUCUGCUGUAUUUCCCAGAAAAGAAAGUUACAACAAAUGCAAAAACAGUUUUCAGCCUCUCACAUACAGAGAUUUGAAGCAUCUGCAUUGGUUUAAAGCAAUGUCCCCUGUGCACUCUGUUUUAGCAGUUUUCAAUAAAAUGUCAUAACUGACAAAUAUGGUGCUAUUUCAACAUUAUGAGAAGUGUGUAUGUUAUAUUUAGGCAUCACUUGAUAGUUUAGCAUCUUGAUGGUAAGUGUGUUAUAAAUACUUUUUUUUUAUUUAAUUAUAAAGCCAUGAAAUGUUUACUUUUAAAGGUUUAUUAAAUUAAUUCAAAUACAGUUUCAAUAAUGAGGCACAUAAGAUAACAUAUUUUGUUUAAAUAUUCUAUUUUGAUUUUAUCAUAACAAUUAAACAUUGAAUCAAAUUGAAAUUAUUCAUGUAAUGCUUUUAUAUGUGCAAGGUAUAAUAUGCUUCAAUUCAGUGCACAGGGGACAUUUUUUUUAUAUGGAUAGCACAUAUACCAGAUUAUAAUUCUGCACAGGAAAUAAGUACCCUAGUGGAAAAGCUUGUAGUUAAGCUUCCUUUUCCAAAGAGAUUACAUAGAAAAUAUGAUAACAAAUGAAGAAAAGACUGUUGAAAACAUUAACAAAAUGAAGACUAGGAAGCGCAGAGAAUGACUUAGGAAAGAUCAAAAGUUGCAGAAAAUGUAUGACAGAGAUCGAGAUACUCAGAGAAAAAGAGCAGAAUUUGCCAGGUAUUGCUCAAACCCUAAGAAAGAGGACAAAUAGAUCCUAUAUAUGAUUUACAAAUAAAAGAAAAGAAGAAACUAAAGAAGCAGAGGCAGAGAAGAAAUAAAAUGAAGAGAUUAAUGAAGAAACAAUAAAAGUCCAGAAAAUGACAGACAGAAUAAAAGGAGAAAGGUUAAAAUGAGAAGGUAUGAACACACACAGUUUAAGCAGCAUCAGUUCAGAAAAAGCACAACAUGCAAAACAACCCCUUGAGAGGGAUUCCAUGGCAUGGGCCUCCACAAUUAACCGUCUGGUAAAGAAUGCCAUACCGUGAAGGUCUUAAAAUAAGUCAUGUUGUAGAAAAUUACACAAUUGGUGAUGUCUGUCAGUCAUAGUCUUAAAAAAAGUAGGCACACUGACUAAAUCAAGAAAAAUUAAAAAGGCAGCUAGUAUACACAAGCAAUGCUAAGAAUAUGUGGAGUUGCAAGAAAAGUCUUUGGCAAUUUGAGCGCCUAAAAUGGACCAAAGUAAAACCAUGUCAAAGCCAGGUGAAAUUAAAUCCUUGUGGAAACCAAAAGUUGAGAAUUUUCUUGAAAUUAUUUCUUGAAUAAUGCCUAAUAAAACAGAUACUAUUCUAUUGAGAGACAUCUUUUAAUUUAGACAUGUUCACCAAAGUGUUUAAUGGUAACAGGUGCAUUGAGACCAAAAACUUUAUUCCACGCUGUGGACAUAUUUUAUUCUAUUGUUUAGAAAUUUAGUUUUGUAGGCUUUAAUGUAAUCUUUCAAACAUUUACAAUAUUGUUUCAAGCUUUACUGAAAGUACAGUUCCUCUUAUUGUAAAAAUGUUCACCAAGAAAAGUUAAGUUUUAAAAAUAAUUACAUAAUUAAAAAUAUUACGGUACUUGCAUUAUGAUUUGUCCCCUGUGCACUCUUUCCAUUACAUAACAAAGUACUAAACAUGUAUGAAUUCUAGUACUUUAUAUUACCAUUGAUGAUAUUUUCUUAUUUUUGGACUCAAUAUGAAGUAAUAAAUGUUAUAUAUGUGAUUGUUUGCUGUAAGUUGUCCUCUUAGCCAUUAUUUUCCAUUUGCAUCAUUACAUGCUGUUGAAUUUUGAGGAAAUUGUUGUGAAAAAUGUCAUACUGAAGAAAUUUUGAGGAAUACACUCUAUCAUAUACACAGAAAUGUCUUAAGUUGAUCACAAAUAAUUUUUUAUUAACAUAAAAGAGAAUAUAAAUGCAUAUUAUAUUGGCUUCCAAUAUGUGUCCCCUGUGCACUGAAAAAUAGCUCAAUUUUUAAAUGAAAUGAAUUUGUAAGUUACAAUACAUUCUUGAAAUUUGGUAUGUGGUCUAUAAAGAUGCAUAAGGUGAGGUAAAUGUAGAUUUUCCCCUUAUUUGAUUUUUGUUUUAAAUACAGCAAAAACUUUGUGAGAUAACAAUUUAUUUUUGGUUUCAAAUUUAGACAAAAUGUGUUGAUUUUUUUUUUCUUAAACAACUGAGUUAUUAUGCACAUGACUACACACAGGUACCAAUUACUGAUUAAAAAAUUCAGAAAAAAGCAUCUGAUUUAUGCUAGGUUCUUGUCAUAAGACACUUUUAUAAAUCACCCAUAUUGUUAGAAAUGUUCGCAAUAUUUGGAUUUAAGGUCAAAAUAUUUUUUUAUUUGUAUUUUCUGAUACUUUCCCAAAGUUAUUUCCAUGUAAUUUGAAGUAUUUACUUUCAUUUAAAAUAGGUGACAAUCAUGAAAACUAGGUUUGAAUUUUCAACCCCUAUGUCACACUUUUGCCUCAUUAUUUUGAAAAGCACCCAUAUUAUAUAUAAUAAUAAACUUGUAUCAAAUCUUGAA